Thelazia callipaeda (thelaziosis nematode) is the source of this 810-nucleotide messenger RNA. The record is from the annotation of a GenBank genome assembly. Lineage: Eukaryota; Metazoa; Nematoda; Chromadorea; Rhabditida; Thelaziidae.
AUGCAAGUAGUGAAAAAUUUAUGGUCGUUGUCUGUUUUAUACUUUGUAUUCAAGGCGAAAAGUCAGAAGUAUUCUCUUCGAAGUCCUUCAACUGUAGAAAUGGGGAUGACUACUUUAGAUUCCGCAGCUAUGAGUAAACAAAUCUUCGAUUACUUUCUUGUCCUUGAUUUUGAAGCAACCUGUGAAGAAGGAAAGAAAAUUAUGCCGCUUCAGGAAAUAAUCGAGUUUCCAGUUAUGCAGUUAUGUGGAAGGACUUUUGAAGAAGUAGGUCGGUUUCAUCGGUAUGUGCGACCUACUGAACGUCCAGUUCUAACAUCAUUCUGUACACAUCUUACUGGAAUUGUUCAAAAAAGAUUUUAUCAGGAAACAGUGGCAAAAGAAGAGACUCUUCCAGAAAUUCUGGAUGCUUUUCAUACAUGGCUUGUCGAUUCUGACUUAAUUGGCACUAAUAAUUUCGCAGAAUCAAGAUUCACAUUUUUAACAUCUGGAGAUUGGGAUCUUGGCGUACUGCUGCCGAAUGAGGCAAGAUAUCGACGUCUACAGCUACCUGAGCAAGUGUACUUCAAAAGGUGGAUAAACCUAAAGAAAGCCUUCUGCAAGUGCAAGGGUCAUUUCGCCAAAUCUCUAACCGUCAUGCUUCAUGACCUGAAACUUGAUCAUGUAGUAUGUUCUCGACAUGGUCGAUUACACAGUGGCAUAGAUGACGUCAAGAAUAUGUGUCAGAUUGCUAAAUGCCUUGCAAACAGCGGAUAUCUGUUCAAAAAUACAUCAAUUUAUAUAGAUGAGAAGCGCCAUUUCGAAAGUUUAUGA